CUUGAGCUGCUAGUGCACACGGUGCAGGGGAGAAGUUGUGGGAAAGUAAACAGCAGAGGAGAAUUCCAAUCUGCUUUCAGCCACUCGCAGCCCUCGCAGGAGACUAUAAAGAUGAGUGUGCUGGACCCGGCAGUGUGGUAAAAACUGAGAGUUUAUGGGAGGUUACCAGGAUUAAAGGGUCACCAGGGAGUGCCUGAAGCUUCUCGGAGGACACACUACUGAGCACAAGGAGGGAUUAUGUCUACUGUGAUGUCUCAGCAGCUGCCAAAGGAGGACGAAGAGGAGGAAGAUGAGGAGCAAGGGGAAGAGUUUGUGUUUGAGGACAGCACGGAUGAGGAGAAACUCCAGGAGGACAGUAAAGGGAUCAGCUCUGACUCUAGGCCUGCCCAGCUGUCAACAAAGGAGGGCAGUGAGACGUCAGACAGUGCUGCACAAACAGGCACAGACAGCACUCCACAUGUCAGAAGUUCGCCUCCUGCCGGACAGGAGGGUAUCAGCACCAAGGAUGUGGCUUCAAUUUCUACACCAGAUGUUCCAGUUAAUGAAUCACCCGACUGGGUCUCAGCAGCAGCAGCAGCCGGGCCCAGUACCUCAGCUCCUUCUGUGGGAGAGGAGCUCCGGGGUCCCCCUGCGGUGCAGCCAGCCGCGGAGACGCCGACUUAUUCCAGAGACCACAGCAAAGAAAUUGUGAAGGAAAACUCCACCUCCAGGGAUACCUCUGAAGCUGUGUGUGUGGCAGAAGCUCAGCCGCAGACGGUGGAGGCUUCAGAGGUGAUCUAUGAUGAUGUUCCAAGCGAGGACCCCCUCUCUCCCGAUGAAGAUAUGAUAUAUGAAGAUGUUCAGAGAGACAGUGGUCCUGUGGAUGCAAACAACGGAUGGAGCUCCAGUGAGUUUGAAAGCUACGACGAGCAGUCUGAUAACGAGACCAAACUGCCCACACGGAGCAAGCUCUCUCCUGAAGUGCGUCGGCUGAGGGAACGGUGCGCCAAGACCAAACGUGAACUGGCCAUGAGGCUGUCUGGCAAGCACAACUAUGACAUCAAGGUUCAGCAGCUCAUGAAGGCGGCGAGAAGCGGAACAAAGGAUGGGCUCGAAAAGACCAAAAUAGCCGUCAUGCGAAAAGUUUCCUUCCUGCAGAGAAAAGAUCAAUUGGAAGAGGAGGAUGAUGCAGGAUACCUGGAUGUGGCUGUGUCAGAAGAGAAGCAUCCUCCCCCACAGCUGAGCCCUAUGCCAGAGGGGCUGACCAGCCACCAGGUUGUCAGGCGCCAUAUCCUUGGCUCCAUCAUUCAGAGCGAGCGGAGCUACCUGGAGUCUCUUAGGAGAAUCUUGCAGGAAUACCACAGACCAUUGAUGGAAGCUGAUCCACGCAUCCUGAGUCCAAGGAAGAUCCAGCCUAUAUUUUACCGAAUCAGGGAGAUCACACAGUGCCACUCCAUGUUCCAGAUUGCACUGGCGUCACGUGUGGCUGAAUGGGACAGCAGUGAGAAAAUUGGAGACUUAUUUGUUGCCUCGUUUUCCAAGUCCAUGGUGCUGGAUGUGUACAGUGAUUACGUGAACAACUUCACCAAUGCCAUGGCUCUCAUUAAAAAGGCAUGCAUGUCCAAACCAGCUUUUCUGGAAUUCUUAAAGAAGAAGCAGGCAUCUAGUGUUGACCGGAUCACUCUGUAUGGCCUGAUGGUUAAGCCCAUUCAACGAUUCCCUCAGUUCAUAUUGCUCCUGCAGGACAUGCUUAAGAAUACGCCGAAGGGCCACGUGGACCGUCUGCCCCUGCAGCUCGCUCUGACAGAGCUGGAGAUGCUCGCUGAGAAGCUGAAUGAACAGAAACGAGUUGCUGACCAGAUUGCAGAGACUCAACAACUAGCCCGCAGCGUCAGUGAUCGCCUGCUCAGUAAGCAACUGAACUUGGAGCAGGGGUCACUGGUCCUUUGUGAGACGCUCAUUGAGACUGUGUAUGGCGAGCGGGGACAAGUCCUGAAGUCGAAGGAGAGAAAGGUCUUCCUCUUUGAUAAUGUGCUCAUCUGUGCCAACAUAAAUGUCAAGGGGCCUCCAGAUAUCAGCAGCCUGGUCCCUGUCGGCCCCAAGUACACCAUGAAGUGGAGCGCCCCCUUACAGCAGGUGCAAGUCGUAGAGGUGGGCCAGGAGGGCUCUCAAAUCAAAGACACCUUAUUCCAACAGAGUGGGGCCAAGCGGCCAAGUGGUGCCUGCACUUCAGGUAAAGCGAUACUGGGCCCUCCAAGGCUCUACCAAGAGCUGCAAGAACUGCAACAUGACCUUUCUGUCGUGGAAGAGGUCACGCUCCUUGUGGGCACGCUACAGGGGAUGUACCAGAACCUGAACACCACUGUGGCCCAGGACUGGUGUCUGGCUCUGCAGAGGCUUAUUCGCAUCAAAGAAGAACAGAUCCAGAGUGCUAACAAAUGUCGCUUACGCCUGCAGGUGCCUGGCAGGCCAGACAAGUCAGGGCGUCCUGUCAGUUUCAUGGUGGUCCUCAACACUCCCAACCCCCUGAGUAAGAUCUCCUGGGUCAACCGUCUGCACUUGGCCAAGAUUGCACUACGAGAGGAGAAUUCACCGGGCUGGCUGUGUGGAGAGGACGAAGGGAAGACGAUGGCCCCGUUUUGGUGUCCGCUGCUUGCCUGUCACAUGCCUGUCUUUGCCACGAAGUCACCAGAGAGAAAGCUCGAAGCUGCCCUCCACAAUCCUGUUCACUGUGCAGUGUUGGGCUUCUCUGCAGCGAGCACCUCCUUACCGCAAGGCUACCUCUGGGUGGCUGGCGGAGGAGAAGCUUCCCAGGGGCACAUAGAGAUAUUUUCCCUCAACAGGCCCAUGCCAAGGGCUGUAAAGAGCCUGCAGGUCGGCUCUGCUGUCCGAUGUCUGGAAUAUGUGCCAGAACCUUCUCCCAGUGAGGAAGUGGAGGCUGGAGUUCACAAGGCCCCCUCAGGGAUCGGCGCUAAUAUUUGUGUUGGCUCAGACGAUGGGCGCGUACUGGUCUACGGCAGUGUGGACACUGCAGCACAAUGUCUAUUGACCCUCCAUAACCCAGAGGGCUGCCCUGUGCUGUGCCUGAAGCACUCCUCUGGCUUCCUGUUUGCAGGCCUGCGGAACGGGACCAUGAUGGUUUAUGGAAAAAGAAACAGUGACGACCUUUGGGACCCUGACUCCUGCAGAUGUGUAAGCCUGGGCUCAGAACCAGUGCGAACACUGUUGGUGUUAGAUGACUCAGUGUGGGCAAGCUGCGGGAACUCUGUCACAGUCGUGGACAUCUCCAGCCUCACCACUCAGAAAUUUGAAGUCCAUCCAGACCCCAUGAUCAGCGUCGCACACAUGGCGUGUGCCGGCGGAGGGGUGUGGAUGGCAUUCUCCGAGGGUUCCUCCAUUCGUCUCUUUCAUACUGAAACACUGGAGCUUCUGCAGGAAAUCAACAUCUCAACACGCUCAACGCUGCUGAACACCGGUCAAAAGAGCAUGCGAGUCACAAGUCUCCUAAUUUGCCAGGGGCUGUUAUGGGUGGGAACUGCCCAAGGCUUAAUUAUCACUCUUCCAGUUCCCAAACUGGAGGGCAUCCCCAAAAUAACAGGAAAGGGAAUGAUCUCUCUAAAUGCCCACUGUGGGCCCGUGGACUUCCUGGUUGCCACCACCAGCACUCUGUCUCCCGAACUGCUGAAGAGGGACUCUGUCGUGGACGGCCCAGACUCUGCCUGUGGAGGCGAGGACCGCAGCGACACCUCCUCUCAGGAAUCCCUGCAACAGUCCAGCUCCUACCAGGGCGAGGGGCGAGGCAAAGGACGCGGCGUUCUGCUGCAGUACAAGCUGCGCUCCACGUCAGGACUGCCCGGACGGCCGCUGACGGCGCUGGGCGACGAGGCGUCGGACUCCUCCCUGGAGUCUUUGGAGCACAGCGUGGAAGAUGGAUCUAUCUAUGAGCUCAGCGAUGACCCAGAAAUGUGGGUUCGGGGACGUCCUUGUGAGAGGGACGGGGGACGCAGGGACAGGGUGAUCUCUGCAGCAGUUAUCUCUGGAGGCAAGGGCUUCCGCAGACUGAAAGAAGGAGCAGCAGCAGGUACCAGGACAAGCGGGGAGGGUUUAGAGAAUAUUCUUAUGGUAUGGCAGCUCCCGCUCACAGUGUGACAUGGAAAAUAUACGGCAAGGCGGGGUGUAUUUAUAGAUGUCUACCCAGCUUAGCCUUGAAUCACUUGUUCCAGAGAUUCAAGGCAUUUGAAUAUAUGAUGAGAAGGUGUUGCCACUGUGACACAGCUUGACAUCGUUUGAUUUAGCCCGUGGUGGAGGCUAAGACGUGUUGUUUAUUAGAGGUACUGUCACCCCAUAGGCCGCUUUGAAUGUUCAGGAUUGUGCGUCAUCAUCUUCCCAGCAGAGGCCACCUCAGAUUAGUUCCGCGUGAUCGUUUUGAUCUGGUUCCUCCUCCUGCCUUAGUUAAGACUGACAUGCCUCAUUUUAACCUCAUCACUGCUGCGCGUGCUCUGCAACGUUUAUUUUAUGCGAGGGACUUCUGCGCGAGCGCCCGUGGACAGCGCGCCUUUGAGAGGCAGCCUUUGUUGAAUCUGCCAUGCUCUGCAGAGUUAGAGAUGGACAUCUUUUAUCUGAUCCUGUGGGAGAGAUCCCAUCUGUUUAGAGCUGAAAGCUGGGGACUUCCACCGCAUCACAAAGCACAUUAGCAUCACUUUAUUAGCUUUGCCAACCUUUCUGUCAUCCCAUACAAUGUGAAUGUGCGAUAGCUUCUAUUGUGGCUCAAAAUUGAAACUGUGCUCUCUUGUUAAAAAAAAAAUCAUUUUUCCUGUUUUGGUGCAGCUAUUGCAAAAAUGAUUUUUGGUUAAAAAAAUCGAGUUGCUUCCAAGAGUUUACCAUGACUUUUUUUUGAGGAGGGUCAUAUUAGUGAUGGGCUAAAACUAAUUUGGAAAACAAAACAUGAGAGUCAAAAAUAUAAUUGCUCUACAAUACAGAAUUGACAUUUGUGCUGCAGAAAUCUUGUAAUUAUUACAGAGUCAUUUGAGGAAAAGGAACUUCUUGGUGCCACAUCAUCUUGCCUGAGCACUGUAAAUGCCAGAUAUCUCUUUCAUUAUUCUCUUUCAUUAUCAUCUAUCAGCUAGAUAAAACAAAUGUGCACACAGGGUUGUUCAUAAAUAACUCACAUUAGCUGUAAACUCCAGUUACACAUCAAAAGCAAAACUCGAUAAACGAGUGAUGAAAUAAAAGUGCUGCAGCCAUCCAAA
This is a messenger RNA of Chelmon rostratus (copperband butterflyfish), 5228 nucleotides long. It is a transcript of the gene arhgef10la, whose product is annotated as Rho guanine nucleotide exchange factor (GEF) 10-like a. The transcript is spliced from 27 exons. Gene Ontology annotation, molecular function: guanyl-nucleotide exchange factor activity; protein binding. The coding region runs from base 238 to 4128 and encodes 1296 amino acids. Gene Ontology annotation, cellular component: cytosol. Lineage: Eukaryota; Metazoa; Chordata; Actinopteri; Chaetodontiformes; Chaetodontidae. The record is from RefSeq and is a predicted model, not a curated record. Gene Ontology annotation, biological process: positive regulation of stress fiber assembly; actin cytoskeleton organization; SREBP signaling pathway.